ACUGUAUUUUGCUUUCAAUGGCCGUGGGUACGAGAAUGGUCCGGAUUCUAUAAUCUUCAAUUGUCCUAUUCACUCUCCUCGCUUUCAUGUCUACAACCCGUUCACGAAAGAACCCUUGAACCCAUCGACGACAGCCGUCGGUCAUCGGAGACAACGACGACGUUCGCCGGACCACGACGAGACCAGAUUAUCGAUCCAUUGGACAAAAAAUAUAUCACUUCUCGCGCUUCGUCGGACGCAAGAUCUGAAGGAAAUCAGAAAAGAAGAGAUGGAGAGCAACAACUCCAACGAAGAAGACACAUUACAAGUUCGAAAAUUAGAGAUUACAGACAAAAACAAGGGUUAUAUCGAACUGCUGCAACAAUUAACUAUCUGCGAUUCUGUCUCUGACAACGACUUUCAAGAAAGAUUUCAAGAGCUUAGUACAUAUGGUGAUGACCAUCUUAUAUGUGUAAUUGAAGAUGAUUGUUCCAGAAAGAUUGUUGCAACCGGGAGUGUGUUUAUUGAAAAAAAGUUCGUGAGGAAUUGCGGCAAAGUUGGACACAUUGAAGAUGUGGUGGUUGAUUCCCGUGCUCGGGGGAAACAAUUAGGGAAAAAAAUUGUUGGGUUCCUCAUGGAUCAUGCUUGUUCCAUGGGUUGUUACAAAGUGAUCCUUGAUUGCAGUGUUGAGAACAGAUCUUUUUAUGAGAAAUGUGGUUUCAAGCAGAAAGAAGUUCAGAUGGUGAAGUAUUUCAUAUGAUUAUGAUGUGGUUGGUUCGUAUGUUUUCAUUUGGCUCUAUUUAAGGCCAUUGUUUCAUUUCGCUUUAUUUAAGGCCAUUGUUUCAAUUCACGAACUAUCACGUCUUUUCUUAAUUACAUGCCAUUACAUCUUUCUUUCAGUCAUGAA
Molecule: messenger RNA, 886 nt
Organism: Cornus florida
Lineage: Eukaryota; Viridiplantae; Streptophyta; Magnoliopsida; Cornales; Cornaceae
Product: glucosamine 6-phosphate N-acetyltransferase-like
Exons: 2
Coding region: 269-739 (156 amino acids)
Biological process (GO): UDP-N-acetylglucosamine biosynthetic process
Cellular component (GO): endoplasmic reticulum-Golgi intermediate compartment; Golgi apparatus; endoplasmic reticulum
Molecular function (GO): monosaccharide binding; glucosamine 6-phosphate N-acetyltransferase activity
Source: RefSeq, a predicted model, not a curated record